GGUGCAUAGCUCGCCUGCCUGUCAAUGUAAGGAGAUGAUUUGCACACAUCCCAGCUGAAUCCAGCAACUGCAGACACUUGCCUCUGGGCAACUGCAGGCUCUGAGUGUUUCCUCUCUCUUCUAAAACUGCUGCAUGUUUCUUGCCAUUGUGAAAUCCUUCAUGCAAAGAUAGUUGCAGAACUUUUGCUUGGUACUGGGUUGAAAUCUCCCCCCAGUCUCCCUCUCUCUUGUCUUCUGCAUGAUUUUUUGCUGUGUUUUAUAGACUACUAUUGACUCUGAAUGGAGAGGCUCCAGGAAAGCCUGAAAGGCUGAAUUCAAACCCAAAGCACAGCCAAGUAUGUCUGCAGCUGAAGCAGAGGAUGGUCUCCUCUCCUGUAGGAACUGUUCAUUGAAUAUGGAACUGAAUGGAACUCAGGAACAUUUGGGGAAGCCCACGGCUGACUAUGACGAGGAGGAAUUCUUGCGGUACCUCUGGAGGGAAUACUUGCACCCCAAGGAAUAUGAAUGGGUUCUCAUUGCUGGAUAUAUUAUUGUAUUUCUUGUGGCUCUUGUAGGGAACACCCUUGUUUGUGUUGCAGUUUGGAAAAACCAUCACAUGCGAACAGUUACCAAUUACUUCAUAGUAAACCUCUCCCUGGCUGAUGUCCUUGUCACCAUCACUUGUCUUCCAGCAACUUUAGUGGUGGACAUCACAGAGACCUGGUUCCUUGGUGACAGCCUUUGCAAGGGGAUCCCUUAUUUGCAGACUGUGUCAGUCUCUGUUUCUGUAUUAACUCUCAGCUGCAUUGCAUUGGAUCGGUGGUAUGCAAUUUGUCACCCUUUGAUGUUCAAAAGCACAGCCAAACGGGCAAGGAAUAGCAUUAUCAUAAUCUGGAUUGUGUCGUGCAUAAUAAUGAUUCCUCAGGCCAUUGUCAUGGAGUGCAGCAGUAUGUUUCCGGCAUUAGCCAACAAGACCAUCUUAUUUACUGUCUGCGAUGAACACUGGGGAGCUGAAAUCUACCCCAAACUGUAUCACACUUGUUUUUUCUUGAUCACGUACAUGGCUCCCCUGUGUCUUAUGGUACUGGCCUAUUUACAGAUAUUUCAAAAGCUGUGGUGCCGACAGAUUCCUGGAACUUCAUCUGUGGUUCAGAGAAAGUGGAAGCCGCUGCAGCCAGGAGCACAGACCCGAGGGCUGAGGCCAUCAGCAAGUUUGAGGAUUAGUGCUGUGACAGCUGAAAUCAAACAGAUUCGAACCAGAAGGAAAACAGCACGUAUGCUCAUGGUCGUUCUCUUGGUUUUUGCUCUCUGUUAUCUCCCAAUUAGCAUUCUCAACAUAUUGAAAAGAGUGUUUGGGAUGUUCAACAAUGCCAGUGACAGAGAAACUGUAUAUGCCUGGUUUACCUUCUCCCACUGGCUUGUGUAUGCAAACAGUGCUGCAAAUCCAAUUAUUUAUAACUUUCUCAGUGGGAAGUUCCGAGAAGAAUUCAAAGCAGCCUUUUCUUGCUGCUGCUUUGGUGUCAGCCGCCACCACCACUACCACCACGAUGAGCGAGCCAGAGGACGGAUAAGCACCGAAAGCCGAAAAUCCUUGACCACUCAGAUCAGCCAUUUCGACCACGCAACAAAGAUCUCAGAACACGUUGCACUGAGCAAUAUAAAUAUGCUACCUCCUGAUGGCACAGCACCUAUUCACCUCUGGUAGCCUGCUUCUUUUUGGGUUGAUCAGCGGCUUUGCCAACCGAAUCUGUGCAUCCCACUUGAACCAAUUCACGGCAGACAGAAAUGAAAUGCCAGACUGUGUGAACUGAUUGAAAACCACAUGAAAACAUCAGCUUUGUUUUCUUAGAGAAACCACAGCUUUGUUUAAAAGAGUGUGUGGUUUUCAUGUCUUUUGCUUUUCAACUGUAA
Molecule: messenger RNA, 1890 nt
Organism: Anolis sagrei ordinatus
Lineage: Eukaryota; Metazoa; Chordata; Lepidosauria; Squamata; Anolidae
Gene: HCRTR2
Product: hypocretin receptor 2
Biological process (GO): G protein-coupled receptor signaling pathway; feeding behavior; circadian sleep/wake cycle process
Cellular component (GO): membrane
Molecular function (GO): orexin receptor activity
Source: RefSeq, a predicted model, not a curated record